Messenger RNA from Pristis pectinata (smalltooth sawfish), 7318 nucleotides. RefSeq names its product secretory carrier membrane protein 1 (gene scamp1). Gene Ontology annotation, biological process: protein transport. Bases 289 to 1293 code for a protein of 334 amino acids. NCBI's taxonomy places the organism in Eukaryota, Metazoa, Chordata, Chondrichthyes, Rhinopristiformes, Pristidae. Gene Ontology annotation, cellular component: trans-Golgi network membrane; recycling endosome membrane. The transcript is spliced from 9 exons. The record is from RefSeq and is a predicted model, not a curated record.
GGUGGCAUUGGAGCAGCAGCUUCCUGCGGGCCACGGACGUGCAGACGACGACGACAACGAGCUGGAAGGCGACGACCAACCCCGCCGGCGCUCGAACCGCCCGGCGCACGGGAGGGAUGACGUAAUGUCACCCGCCUCAACGCUCACGGAGUCACUUCCGGCGCCGCCAUUUUCUCAUUCUCUAAUGUGAGCCGAGUGCAGGUUAAAGCGGGGGGAAGAAGAGGAGCCCGUUAGUCGGCGCCGGCGGAAUCAACGCGGAGCGGAGGGAGCCAUCGGACAGCGCGGAACAUGUCGGACUUCGACAGCAAUCCCUUCGCGGACCCGGAAUUCAACAAUCCUUUCAAGGAUCCAUCAGUUACACAAGUGACGAGAAAUCCACCACCAGCAUUAGAAGAAUACAAUCCUUUCACAGAUGGACGCAAAGCACCAUCAGGAAAUAUUGAAAAGCCUCCAAUGCCCAGUACGCAGCCAGCUAUUAUGAAGCCUACAGAGGAGCCUCCCACAUAUGCUCAGCGUACACAGGAAACUGCUGCAGCCCAGGCUGAGUUGUUGAGACGUCAGGAAGAACUAGAGCAAAAAGCAGCAGAGCUUGAUCGGCGAGAGCGUGAGAUGAAAAAUCUCAGUUAUGAUCCUCGGAAGAACAAUUGGCCUCCACUUCCUGAACGAUGUCCUGUGGGGCCAUGUUUCUAUCAAGACCUCUCGGUAGAUAUCCCUGUUGAAUUUCAAAAGACAGUCAAGAUGCUCUACUACUUAUGGAUGUUUCAUGCAGUAACACUUCUGGUAAAUAUUUUUGGUUGCCUUGCCUGGUUCUGUGUUGAUAGCUAUCGAGGCGUGGACUUUGGCCUGUCCAUUCUCUGGUUCUUGCUUUUUACCCCAUGUUCGUUUGUUUGUUGGUACAGACCACUUUACAAGGCUUUCAGGAGUGACAGUUCCUUCAGCUUCUUUCUAUUCUUCUUCGUAUUUAUCUGUCAGUUUGCUGUCCAUGUUCUACAAUCAGUAGGAAUUCCACAGUGGGGGAACUGUGGUUGGAUUUCAGCACUAACAGCUCUUAAUAAAAGUAUCCCUGUCGGUGUUCUGAUGAUGAUUAUUGCAGCAGCUUUUACUGGUUCAUCUGUUGUCUCGCUAAUUAUGUUCAAAAAGGUGCAUGGAAUGUAUCGUACUACAGGAGCUAGCUUUGAAAAAGCUCAGCAAGAGUUUGCGACAGGAGUAAUGUCAAACAAAACUGUACAAACCGCUGCAGCAAAUGCAGCCUCUACUGCUGCUCGUGGUGCUUUCAAAGGCAACCAAAUCUAAAGGAGGAAGGGAGCACACCAGCUCUCCAAACGCAUUUCAUCUAAUCCAUGUACCACUCCAGUCAUUACAACCAUACUGAUAUCUAUGAACAUGAUCUCGUCAUAACUCAGCAUGAACCUUUAUAUGGGGGAAAAAAAAUUUAAAAAAACUUCAUGUAGCCCUUGAAUUAGGUUUUCGCAUGGGCUAAAAAAUGACAAACAGUACUCUUAUACUUGCUUGACAGAAACAUUCUUUUUUAAUUGCUUUUUAUUUUCCAUAGAUAUUUUGGAUCAUACUGACCUUUUUUCUCUUUUUUGUUAGCUAAGCUGUAAAUAGCAUGUUUCACUGUCUCUUUAAUAUUGUAUUUCUGAAUUACUGGAGAAUCUUGCGUCUUCUGUGCUACACUGGAUUGCUGUCUAAUUUGCACGCAACUUUGUGAUAUUGAAGAAUUGUUUGUACUACCAGUGUACAUUUGGAUUGGAAUUUUUUUUUGUGUGAAGCAUCACCUGUAACUGCCCUGAAAAAAAAACACUUCCAAGUCGAUGCUCAAGUACCUUUAACCAUUUUUAUUUUUUUGCAAUUUUUCUCUUUACUCUCCUACAUUGCCUGUUUAACUAAAAAUGCCAUCCAUCAUUCUUAUACAUUUUAGUGCUGUAAUCACACGGUUGAUUUACUGUUUCUAUCAUAAUUGAAUACAUGAUCUUAACUAAGAAUCCUAAACUGUUGGAGUAUAAGCUGUGUAGCACAGUGUAAUUUGAUGUUAAAUACAAGUGGAGUGAAUUGUUUGAAAUGUCUUUUGGAAAUUGAACUGCAAUAAUUAAGUAUGUUGUGCCUUCAACUAAUACAAAUUGACAGUGCAAAACAAAUUCCUGCCAUAAGAGUCCUUGAGAAAUUUGAAUUCUACUUGUAAAAAGGGUUGUACUUACCCACUUUAAUUGGAUUUUUAAAAAAAUCAACCAUUGGCAUGCUCAGUAGCAUUUUGGGCUAUCGCUGGGCAUCUAAGUUCAUUGGAUCAUGUUUUGGGAGUAUUCAAUUUUGUUUCCAGUUAAACUAUUGCUUUAAUUAGAUUUCUGAAGGCUGUAUGAAUAGAAGAGUUAAAAACGGUUGAAUUGACUGCUUUUUAAAAUGUGACAUUGAUAAGUAAAGCAACUGAUUGUACUACUGUUAAAUGUUUCAGUCUUGUUGAUCAAUGAGAUCAUCUCAUGCUUUCGCGAUGGAUGUUAUUAUGAUUGAUUAGCUGUUGAUUAUGUGUCUAACCCUUUUGCAGGCCUAAUCUAGAAGUGGUAUAUAUUUUUCUUGUUACUAGCAGUCUUUUUUCCCCUCUCUGCUGCUUCCUAAAAUCAGCAAUGCCACUGAAGAAAAUCCUGCUUCUAAGAUGGGCCUGAAGAAGAAAGGACUUAAUUUUGAAGAAUGGAUACUGUAUUAUGUGGCUGGAUUUGGUAAAGUAAAUGCAGUCCCUGAAAAUGGAAUUGUAUAAAGUUAUCUUGUGUAUACAGAAUUCUUCAAUACUAAAGUUAAUUUUAAUCUGAAGUGCUCAUCAGAUUUCAAAAACUGGAUUUAGUCAGCUAAUCUAUAAUUGCAGGAGUGUUUGUAUGUAGACCACAAACACUUUUGUACUGCAUUUGCAAUCCUGGUUAUUACAGCGUAAUGUUACAGAUCUUCCUGCAAUGUUGGAUCCCAUUUUGCUUUCCAUUUUAUUUGACUCUGAAGAGCUAUUGAAGUGUACAGUUUAGGGUUUGUGUGUGUUAGCUUGACUUUUAAUUACAGUUGAUAGUAAAUUAUUUGUUUUAUUUCACUUGUACAUCAAAAUUUUUCUGAGUUGCCGUAUAAAUUGAAUUUUGAGGGAUAAUGUAUACAAUUGAUCUUAUAGGCAGUUGUAACAUUUUUUCAGAAAUUCUAGGCAUAUUAUGGAUCAGAAUGUACAUUGUCUAUAGUAUUAUGACUUAGUGUUGAAAUAGAUGAUUUCAAUUAGUGUGUAUAAGUACCAUAAAAUUACCACUACUACUUCACCCAUGACUAUUAGUACCAGUCAAGAGAAAGCAGUAGGUUUUGUUUACUCCACAAUUGGAGCGUGACAUUUGAUGCAACCAGGAACACUCUGCAGCUCUGGACACAGCACCAUCCAUUUAUUAGCAGGCACAGUCAGAAUAUCUUCAGAAGUCAUGCUUACCUGUGAAUGACUUGAGACGAAUAUAGGAUGGCAGGCAAGGAAUUUAUAACGCAAACUUUAAUAACCCUUGCCCCCUCCCCCACCAAGCUUUGAACAAAUAAGUUUGUAAUAAGCAUUUCCUCAAUUACACAUUUUUAACCAAAUUGCAAUUGAAAUAUAUUUUUAAAAAAUUGUGAAUGAAAUCUUGAUUUGUACGAUAUUUAAAGGGUUGAUUAUGAAUAUGUGAAUGGAGUGCUUUUUAGUAGAGUUAUCAUUAUGACCAAAUAUCUUGUUUCGGAUGGAAUCAAUGCCUACAAAUGGUAAGUGACAAAUUGUUCUGUUACUUGUACUUCUGUUAAAUGUUACACUAAAUGUUACAAGAGGCACUGAAGGGAAUAUUAUCCUUUGUUAAUUUAUAUAAUUAGUGAUAUUGCUAUAUUUUCUACUUUAAAUUUGUGUAGUACUGUGAUAUACCUUAACUAAAUUGUAAAAUGGUGCAAAAUGGCAAUAUUUGUUAUUAAGCUUUUGGGUAUUCAAGACUUAAAUUUCAAUGGUGGUACUUGCCUUGAAGUGAACAGAGAGAGUAACUUGAGCAAGCCUUAUCAUCAGGCUAAACGUAGAUUUGGACUCUACUAUUUCAGUGGUGAAGAUUGAGUUUAUGUAUCCUCUGGGUUGCUAGUAUCUUAAAUUAAUUGGUUUUGUUAAUGAAUGAAGUUAUUGAUCUGAGAAUCUAUUUAUUUCUAAGUGUUAAUUGUGGCUUGUUAAUUUGUGUACUUUUAGGAAUUUUGGUGGCUUAUAUUUGUAGCCUUGCCGUUUUGGAAAAAAGUGCAAAACUUGAAGGAAGAAACAGAUGAUGAUGGAGCAUUCCUAUUUUUCUGUUUAGAAAGUCGAGGUGAUUUACCUGACUACAGAGUAAAUAUAACCUAGAUUUCUCUUAAUAAGAAAUGGAGAAACAUUUGAAUUCUAUAUAUCCUUUUCACUUCAAAGAAGCUUAAGUCAAUCAGGAAAGAGGCUUAAUUGGAUUUAUAGAUCCUUACCGUAAUCUACAUGAGCACUAGCAGUAUGUCAGCAGCUCAGUUGUAGUUGAGCCAUCUGAUGUGGCAUGGAGUUGUACCAUGUAACUUAUAAUUGAGAGCACAUGGAUCAAAAAAUUGAUAAUGCUGAGAAAGUGCAGCAAUUGUUAGUAAUCUAGAUUUCAGACAUAUGUUUCCUUUUGGUGGUUAGGGUAGAAAGAAUAAAUUUGCACAUAGAAACAUGCAUAUUUCUUUCACAGAGUGGCUGUAUGCUCCCUUCAGGCUUUAAAAUCGCACAGACAUGGAGAAUUCUCAAUAGUUUGUCAAGAGAUAAGUAAGGAACUUUCACUAAAAGAAUGAGGAAACCACUUAGUAAAGCAGAAUCUAUAACUGAACAGGCUAACAUGGUUUACAGUUAAACAUUAAAGAAUGGAGAGAAUUACCUGCUGGAAACAUUGUGAUCAAAGCAGAAGGCUGAAAGGCAAAUAGAAGUUCAGAAGUGAGUACGUUAAGACAGAGCUUCUGAAAUUACUUCAUGGAUUUGGAGGGCAUCUUUACCAAUUGAUCUUUGAUAUUUAGCAAAAAGAUACGAAAAACAAAGUGGAUGACAAGCCUUCCGACUGAAGCGUUACAUUGGCAAAUUUAUUUCUCAGUUUUUAUUUGCUAAGACUAGAAUUCCAAGUUAAGAAAUGUGUUGACACUGUCAUGCGUGGCUUACUUGAACAUUGAGGAGUAGCUUUUUGCUAAAUAUCAAAGAUCAACUGCAUUGCAAUGAUUAAACAACAAAAACAUUGAAUAGACUGAAAAUUAAAAUUGCACCCUCUGGUGUGCUGUGAAACCAUGCACAAGGACAAGCGUCAAUGCUUAAUCUGUGAGUUUGCUGAAGUCAGCCAGGUAAUUAAAUUGAAAAUCAAGAAACUGCUGAUGCUGAAAAUCUGAAACAAAAACAGAAAAUGUUGGAAACACUCAGCAACUCAGGCAGCACCUGUGGAAAGAGAAAGAGUUAAUAUUUCACAUUGGAGACCCUUUGUCAACCUGAAAAUUUAAUUCUUUGAUGGAAGUGCCUGUUUAUGUGGAAAUUAGCAAAGACCAGAUGAGAUUUAGUUUUGCUCUCUGCCUUUGGAUACAAUACAAACGUAUGAAAAAUAAUUAUUUAGGCAACAUAGCAGCAAAAUUCUGAUUCCCAGGAAAUUGUAUUGGUCUAGAGAAGAAAAUUAACAAAAAGAAGAAUCUUAAUUAGCAAAAAAAUUACGAAAGAGAAAAACAAAGUGGAUGACAAGCCUUCCGACUGAAGUGUCACAUUGACAAAUUUAUUUCUCAGUUUUUAUUUACUAAGACUAGAAAUCCAAGUUAAGAAAUGUGUUGACACUGUCAUGCGUGGCUUACUUGAACAUUGAGGAGCUUUUUGCUAAAUAUCAAAGAUCAAUUGCAUUGCGGUGGUUAAACAACAGAAACAUUGGAUCACUGGGCUAUUUAAAAUUUUACUUAAAAGUUUAUAAAUUAUCAUAAUUGGAUCUAUUUUGAUUUGAUUUGAUUUAGUAAUGGGAGUUCAUUAAGCCCUCUGAAAACUUCUACAAGGAAAGUGAAGGAAGACUUGAUACUGACACUUAUUCAUAAACCUGGCUUGAAACUGAAUUUCAGAAUUAAGCAUUUUAAAAUGUGGGCAUUUGCCAGGAGGAUCAUUUGUCACGCCCCACGUUCAUCAGAACCAACUGAUACAUAAUGUUUCUUCUUGUCCCAUCUAGUUGACAGUAUGAAUAAAUUAAUGUAUUUUGUCUUGAAAUGUUUUAAUCUAACUUCUGUAUCGAGCAGUUUGAUCUUUCUACAACUAGAUGUGGUGAAGAGUGUGUCACAUUAUUCAUUCUUUUGGGUAUAGUAUCUCAAUUCGUUAAUGCUUUGAGUACUAUGAAUCUACAGUUCUCUGGCUUGUGAAGAAGCUGCAGAAUUAAUUUUUGCAAAGAAAACCUAACAAGAAUAUUGUUAUAAAAUGGGAUUUUUUUCUGUCUUUUUACCAUUGCUUCAGUUAGAUAAUUUUAUUCCUGGAUCCAUUAUUGCCAUUUUGAUAUUGAUUUUAUACUUUGAAAAGUUCCAUACAGCAAUUAAACAACCAGAUUAGUGAGGGCAUGUUUACUUUUAGAUUCUGUUGUGAAUGCUAGCCAUUUUUGUUUUGAAAAACUCCGGCUUAGUUCAAUGCUGGGAUUUGAUAGUUAAAGUCUGACUGGAAAUUUGCAAACCGAUACAUAUGCAGGCAAAGUUUUGCAGUUCUCCCAGAAUGGUUUUUCUGGGAUAUAGGACUUUUUGAAGAAACUGGAUGAUGUAAUGGGAAGCCAGAUGCUUGGGUUUUCUAAAAGGGUGAAAACAAAUGGACCAAGAGGAUAUUUACAUUCAAGCCAAUCCUGUGAAAUUCUUUCCAAAUUGAUGUUACCGCAGCAUUAGUAACAUUUUUAAAAAAAACUGUAAAUUCAAGUGCAAUGAAAUAAGGCAAUAUUUGACCAAGGAAUUUUGCAGUGUGAUGUAUUUAUGUUCUAAUUUGGCAGAAUGUAUAAGUUUUUGCACAGCUGCUAACUUUUUCAAAAUGCAGUGUUUUACCUUGUUUAAGUCAACUGAUCAUAACAUUAUGAUUUGUAAAGUUAUGCUUCAAUAGCAAUUUUUUUCAAAAAAAUAACAUGUUCAUCCUUCUAUAGUAGUCUGUUAAGCCUAGUUUUCAUUCAUGCACUUGAAAUGCUAACAUGAAUAUUUUAAGUAUUAAGUCCAUAAUCAUAUUGCAUUGAUUUAUUAAAAUCACAGGUAUUUAUUUGUAUAUUUUGUAAAUUGCAUUCUGCCAUUGUUUGGAGUUGCAGUACACUGUAUAAAUGCGCUUUCCACCCUAUAAUAAAAACAACCC